GGCCCGAUCAUCCUCCGGCCAUGUCUCUCCGCACCCUUCCCCUGCUCUUCAUCAACCUCGGGGGAGAGAUGCUGUACAUCCUAGAUCAACGCCUAAGAGCCCAGAAUAUCCCUCCUGACAAAGCCAAGAAAGAUGAAUGGACAGAUCAGGAAAGAAAACGAGUUAUGAAUGAUAUUAUCACGACUAUGUUUAACAAGAAGUUUAUGGAAGAACUAUUUAAGCCACAAGAGCUGUACUCCAAGAAAGCCCUCAGGACAGUAUUUGACCGCUUGGCCCAUGCUUCCAUCAUGAGGCUUAACCAGGCCAGUAUGGACAAGCUCUAUGACCUGAUGACUAUGGCCUUCAAGUAUCAAGUUCUUCUGUGUCCUCGUCCCAAGGAUAUCUUGUUAGUUACCUAUAAUCACAUGGAUGCCAUCAAAGACUUUAUCCGGGAUUCUCCAAGUAUUCUGAACCAAGUGGAUGAGACUUUCCGGCAGUUGAUUGAUAUGUAUAACUGUUUACCUGCUGGUGAGUUUCAGCUGAUCAGGCAAACUUUGCUCAUCUUCUUUCAGGAUAUGCACAUAAGGGUUUCCAUUUUCUUAAAAGAUAAAGUCCAAAACUCAAAUGGGCGUUUUGUGCUGCCAACAUCUGGCCCUGUUCCUUGGGGAACUGAAGUACCAGGUCUUAUUAGGAUUUUCAGUUAUAAAGGAGAAGAGGUGAAGAGAGUGGAAUUCCAGAAUGGUGGGAAUUAUGUCAGCCCUCUUCGAGAAGGCUCUUAUGAUCUUUUUGGCGACAGAGUGCUUAAGCUGGGGACCAAUAUGUACAGUGUAAGCCGUUCCGUGGAGACUCACAUGUCUGGGACAUUGAAAAGUUCAGCCUCACACACAAAGGAGAAUGUUGCACCAAAUCCUUUGGCUAAAGAGGAGUUAAACAUGCUGGCACAGCUAAUGGGUGGUAUGGAACUGAAGAAGCCCUCCAGCGCUGACAACUCCUUCCGUUUAAACCUAUUUACUAAUGAUGAGGAAGAGGAGCAAGCAGCGCUGACAAGACCUGAAGAGUUCUCUUACAAAGUGAUCAACAUUGAAGCCAGUGAAGACCAGCAGAGAAAUAAGGAGCUUUCUCGCAUCAUGGGCGAGUUUCGAUCUGAUGAGACACUGGUACAGAGUACCAGCAAAGGAGAUGAUCUUCUAGCGCUAAUGGAUGGGCUGUGAUGACCAAAAUAAAACUUAAUUUCUGUCUAGUCUAAUAAUAAUAAUGUGCAUCUCAAAUGCUGGGAUGGUGACUGUUUACCAUGCGAAAACAGACCUUUCUCUACUUCAUGUAAUGGUAAUAAUUCUGAUGAGGAGCCAAGCAGUGCAGCUUGUAUAAAAAUACAGUGACAGGUCACUUUUAUAUUUGUAAUAUUGAUGUGUAUAUAUGUAUGUCUAUGAAUAUAUUUUAUCUGGACGUUUGACAUAUUUUUCCUUUUUUUUGUUUUAUUUCACAGAGUGAUCUAUAUCAAGACACGCACAUUGUGUCAUCUUACAAGCAUGUUUAUGCUAUUUAUUUGUGGAUGG
Messenger RNA from Nanorana parkeri, 1535 nucleotides. RefSeq names its product organic solute carrier partner 1 (gene OSCP1). NCBI's taxonomy places the organism in Eukaryota, Metazoa, Chordata, Amphibia, Anura, Dicroglossidae. Gene Ontology annotation, biological process: transport. The record is from RefSeq and is a predicted model, not a curated record. The transcript has 11 exons. Gene Ontology annotation, cellular component: plasma membrane; cytoplasm. Bases 21 to 1190 code for a protein of 389 amino acids.